UCAGACUCGCUCUCACUCACAGUCUCCCACUGCACGCGCUCAGUCCAGGAAAGCGCAUCGAUUUCGUCUCGUUUUUAAAACACACCAGGAUUAUCUCACCGCUUUUCACGCACGAGUGACAGGGACCAAUAACAGACUUCAAAAGACCUCGGCAAAGGAGAGGACAACUGAAGGAAUUUAGGGCUUGUUUUCUGUUCGCGUGCGCUCACCGUUCAGCGGACAAACUUUAUCAUUUCUCGUUUGCAUCGAGGCAUCACCCACAACGUAUCGUGGUGACGCAGAACCAUGGUGAAGAUUGUAUGGAGAUAGACAUCCUGUAUCCAAUCAGGGAAAGGGAAUUAUUUUGUGACUGCUUUGUUUGUCAUCCACCUUUCUGGAAGUGAUAUUUAUAAACAUUUCUCCAGCAUGGCAUCCAGUCUUACGUGUACAGGGAUGAUCUGGGCUCUGGUGUCCCUGCUGAGUGCAGCUGCCUCGUGUGUGGGCUUCUUCAUGCCUUACUGGCUGCUGGGAUCACAGAUGGAUAAGCCGGUGUCUUUCGGUACUUUCCGGCGCUGCUCGUAUCCCAUCCGGGAUGAGGAGAGGCAGGCCACGGUCAUGCUGGAGCAGUGCGGGCGCUACGCGAGCUUCCAGGGCAUCCCGAGCGUGGAGUGGCGGAUCUGUACGGUCGUUACAGGGAUUGGAUGUGGGCUGCUGCUGCUUGUGGCUCUGACGGCGAUCAUGGGCUGCUGCAUAUCAGACCUCAUCUCCAGAACCAUUGGACGCGCAGCUGGAGGGAUGCAGUUUGUUGGGGGUCUUCUCAUUGGGUCAGGCUGUGCCCUGUACCCUCUCGGCUGGGACAGUGAAGAAGUCCAGCAGACGUGCAACAACAGCUCAGACCAGUAUGAACUUGGCUCUUGUCAGAUCGGCUGGGCGUAUUACUGCACAGGUGCAGGUGCAGCCUCCGCCAUGUUACUGUGCACUUGGCUCGCCUGUUUCGCUGGGAAGAAACAAAAGCAAUACCCGUAUUAAAAGAACCGAUAACAGUCUAAAGACGGACAGAUGCCUUAGACCCAGUAGAGACGUGACAUCUUUCCUCCAUUACUGCUACUCGAGUUCUCCAGUACUCUACAGUCAUAAAAACUCUUAUUGCUCAUGAACGUCUGUGAGCGAAGAAACAUGACUCUAUACAGUACAUUCACUGCUUUCUUAAAAGCCACAGAGUGUUAAACUCAGAAGGACCAAGGUUCGUUUUUAUGACCAAUGUUGUCUACUUAUUUCUUUAUGUCUCUUUCUCUUGAAUUGAUAUUGUAAUGGUAAGCUAUGGUUCAGGUAUAAAAAGACUGUGCUUGAAGUCUGUAUAUAUGUAAUGUUUAACAGCUAUUUUUAAAGCAUUAAAGACCAGAUUUAGCUUGCA
Messenger RNA from Misgurnus anguillicaudatus (oriental weatherfish), 1393 nucleotides. Its product is annotated as LHFPL tetraspan subfamily member 6 protein. The record is from RefSeq and is a predicted model, not a curated record. NCBI's taxonomy places the organism in Eukaryota, Metazoa, Chordata, Actinopteri, Cypriniformes, Cobitidae. Gene Ontology annotation, cellular component: membrane.